UGGCACUAUACUCGCAAUCACCAUCCCUUGAGUACCUGGUGUGUCAUUCAACAGCUCCAUGCCUCUGGUUGCUGCCACUGGGAACUACACUCCGUUCCGGCACACGCAGCUUAUCCAAGUUGAUACCGCUGCCAAUAUUAUUCCCCUUACAUUCAACUACAUGUCUGCAGAAGUUCGGGAUCCAACCACGAAUCUACAAGUCGGUACGGCUUACUUUGGAAAAGACACCCUCCCCGCCAAGCCAUUCGAAGAUCCAGGUCCCGCUCAACUUCUUGUAUAUUGCAUCGAACGACUCAGAUCCAACGUGUAAUGUCUGCAUUGUGGUAUGCUUGAUGCUUUCCGUGUACGCAGUGUUUGACUUGCUUAUGCUGGGGACAUGAAAUCAGUAUAUGCAAUGCACCAUGUUUCUUGUACUAUGUGACAGUCUGUAAAUGCCUUGUUAAUCCACUAGGUUGACCAUCUCAGCGACCACGCCGGGGACGAAGUAAUGUGUAGGCUCAUCAUUUCACAAAGCC
Messenger RNA from Suillus clintonianus, 515 nucleotides. RefSeq lists its product as uncharacterized. The coding region runs from base 59 to 310 and encodes 83 amino acids. The record is from RefSeq and is a predicted model, not a curated record. Lineage: Eukaryota; Fungi; Basidiomycota; Agaricomycetes; Boletales; Suillaceae. The transcript has a single exon.